AUGGAUUACCAAUCUCAAUCUCCCUCAGUUGAAACCCUAGAUCACAACUCAUCACAAAACCAAGCUUCAUAUGAUGCCCAACUUCACGCUUCUGACAAUACCGGUCCAAAUCAAGCAUCAGAGGAGCAAAAAUUAGGUGAAUUCACUCUGAAGCGCGAGAUUCAGAGGCCGUUAUUGUCGGAAAACGGGUUGACAAAUACUCACAGCGGCACCGACAGGGACCAAUCAGGCGGUGAGGAAGAAACCAGCAGUAGAAGGAGACGGAGGAGCCGUUGGGACCCACCUCCCACUGAAUCAACCAAUGAUGGGACCGGCGGCGGUGAUGGGAGUGGGACCGGAAGAAAGAGGAAGUCAAGGUGGGCUGAUGAUGAGCCCAAACCCGUUAUUCAAUUGCCGGAUUUCAUGAAAGAUUUCACUGGAGGUAUUGAGUUCGAUCCUGAAAUCCAAGCUCUUAAUAGUAGAUUACUUGAAAUUAGUAGGAAAUUGCAAUCGGGUAUGCCCUUAGAUGAUAGACCUGACGGUGCUAGGUCGCCUUCGCCUGAACCUAUAUAUGAUAAUAUGGGAAUUCGUAUAAACACCAGGGAGUAUCGCGCACGAGAAAAGCUGAAUAGGGAGAGACAAGAGAUUAUAUCACAAAUCAUUAAGAAGAACCCUGCUUUUAAGCCUCCUGCUGAUUAUAGGCCUCCCAAGCUUCAAAAGAAGCUAUACAUUCCCAUGAAGGAGUUCCCUGGUUAUAAUUUUAUUGGGCUGAUUAUUGGUCCAAGAGGGAAUACUCAGAAGAGGAUGGAAAAGGAGACGGGAGCAAAGAUUGUAAUUCGAGGCAAAGGGUCAAUCAAGGAGGGUAGGUUCCAGCAAAAGGGGAAUUUAAAACCUGACCCAGCAGAAAACGAAGAUUUACAUGUGUUAGUGGAAGCUGAGAACCAGGAGUCACUUGAAGGUGCUGCUGCUAUGAUAGAGAAGCUCUUGCAGCCUGUUGAUGAAGUGCUCAAUGAACAUAAGAGGCAACAACUUAAGGAACUUGCUGCUUUGAAUGGAACAAUUAGAGAUGAGGAGUUUUGUAGGCUAUGUGGUGAACCAGGGCAUAGGCAGUAUGCAUGUCCUUCUCGCACCACCACCUUUAAGAGUGACGUUCUGUGUAAAAUAUGUGGUGAUGGGGGACAUCCUACUAUCGACUGUCCAGUGAAAAAUACUACCGGCAAGAAAAUGGAUGAUGAGUAUCAGAAUUUUCUGGCAGAGUUGGGAGGUACGAUUCCUGAAUCAUUAACAAAGCAAAACCCAGCAGCGCUAGCUCUUGGUGCUGGAAACUCAGGAAGCAAUCCUCCUUGGGCAAGCAAUAAUAAUACUGGUGGUGCUGGUGCCAGUUCACAUCCUGGCUUAGGGUCAAGUAUACUAAAGCCAAAGGAGUUUGACGAGACAAACUUGUACAUCGGUUACUUGCCACCUACUCUUGAAGAUGACGGUUUGAUCAAUUUAUUCUCUCAUAUUGGUACCAUUGUAAUGGCUAAAGUUAUAAAGGAUCGUCUAAGUGGUCUGAGUAAAGGUUAUGGAUUUGUUAAGUUUGCGGAUGUUCAACAAGCUAAUAGUGCUAUAACUAGCAUGAAUGGCCACCGUCUUGACGGAAGAACCAUUGCUGUGAGAGUUGCAGGUAAGCCGCCUCAGCCUGCUGUGCCUCCAGGACCUGCUCCGGCAAUGCCUUCAUAUCCGGUUCCUAAUCAGAGCAUGGGCGCAUAUCCAUCCCAGCGGUAUGCAGCUGGUGGUCCCAUUGGCAAUCCCCCUGGUAGCUAUCCCCCACCUGGUGCUCCAGUUCCAUGGGGACCACCUGUGCCUCCGCCAUAUGCCCAGUACCCACCUCCUCCUCCUGGCGCAGCCAUGUAUCCUCCUGUCGCAGGUCAACCCAUCCCUCCAUAUGGAAUGCAGUAUCCUCCUUCAAUUCCGGCAGCAUCUUCUGGUGCCCCUGCUCAGACGGUUUCUUCUGGUGAAAACCAACAAACUUAUACAUCUCCUGGUGAGGCACAGCAAAACUAUCCUCCUGGAAUGCAAUCUCAAAGUGUGUAUGGCAAUUCUGUCAAAGCAAUGCCACCUAAUGCUCAGCCUGCAUACCCAACAUCAUCAUACAGCUAUCCAUCUUAUUAUGGUGUCACACCACCACCUCCUCCUCCAUCUGCAUCCCAGUCCAAUGGGAACUAUUCACAGGGUAUGAGUAAUGUUCCUUGGGCUCCAAAUCCACCAACUCAUGCACCUCCAUCAUCAGCAGAGAAGCCUGCUUAUGGUGCGGAUGCAGAAUAUGAGAAGUUCAUGUCAGAAAUGAAGUCAUGAUGCAAUUGCUGUAUCACCCUGCACGAUUAGGCUGAUGUGUUGGAGCAUUUCACCUGAUUUCUUCCCUCUUGCCAUGACUUAGUUGUUGGAAGUUUCAGACUCACAUCUUUAACCUUGUUGUACUGUUAUGCAGAGAGAUGAGACAUUCAGUUCAUCCAGAUUGUGUUGGAGCAUUAAAUCAGUGGAUUAUGGACAUUAAUUAUGCUUUUUGUAGGAUUCGUUUCUGGGGAUUGCCUUCCAGCAUUGUUUUUCAAAUUUUAUUUUAAUGAUUUGUUGGAUUUUCUUGAUGACUAAUCACUGACUGUUUGUGUGUUUCUCUCCACUUUGGCUUCUUCACCACUAAUUCUGGGGAUUGCCUUCCAGCAUUGUUUUUCAAAUUUUAUUUUAAUGAUUUGUUGGAUUUUCUUGAUGACUAAUCACUGACAGUUUGUGUGUUUCUCUCCACUUUAGCUUUUUCACCACUAAUCCUCCUUUACUUUUUUCUUUUAACUUGGUUAUCUCUUUUACUUUUCUGGGGUCAUUUAACUAUUGAGAGUUCAGAAAGCAGCCUGAUGCUUGCCUCUGCUAUUCCUCCCAAAAGGUGAUGCAUCUUCAAAUUUUCAAGGUUCCCAGGGUAUGUGAAUUUGAUAGUAUGAUGACUGCAUUCACAUGUCUACGAAUUAAUUUUAUUACUCAUUCUGAUACAUUUUCCAGAUGUCUUGUGACAGGAAAAGAUGCUUGUAUUGGAAUAUGAUAUCCCGUGCUGGACUGAUUUGUGUUUGAAAAUUACUCUUCUUGUUGGGUAUCUUAAUUAGAACUUUAUUUUGGAUUUUCUGUGAUGUUUAUCAAGAAAGUUUUCUGUGCAAAUGGGAAUUUCUGUGAGGAUGAGUAGCAUUUAAAUGUGAUGGGCUAAACUAGGACAUUUCUAACCUGGUUAUGAACUUUUUAUUUGAAGGGGGCGGGGUGUGUGGGAAUCAAGUACAUGACUAUUUCAAUACUCUUCCAAUGAAGAGCACUGCUAUAGCAGGAAGCUAGCAGUCACUUUGAAUUUGACAUUGUUAUCUUAGAUUUUGAUUUGUGGCUCGGAAGUCUUAGAGAAACGGAAAGCACUAGCAGACAAAGUGGUUGAAUCACAUAGUAAAUAGGAGAUCUUGUGAGGAUGAAUAUAUUUGUACAUCUCUUCUUUUAUUCUUGUGAAUACAUAGUUGAGACAUUUCAAGCUACAUCUCCGCAGAAGUGUUUUUUCUACUUUUUGCUCUUCAGGGCUUUGCUCUCAUCCAAUCAUUUUCUUGAGAUGUAAUUUGUUUCUGUUAAUUUAUUUAAUUUUUUUGGGUAAAGAACUUGGGUGGGACGGGUGUUCACAAAUUAACUGUGGAUAGUUUUGGUUGGAACCCGAGACAUGGCUUCUUGUGUGGGUUCUCAUGUAGGAACUAUGCUCAUUAAUGCCUUAUAUUUCUGUUUGUCAUAGUGGGGUCUUCUCUUUACUGAUCCACCAAAUGUCUGGUAUUCUUGAGACAACUAGUACACCUAAAUGUCUUUGCUAAGAUUGUAGGACCAUUCAAGCUUCUGGUGUGGUCGAUCAUAUUUUUGCAUAGGGCUCUAUUGGGGUUGAGAUGUUGAGUAGUUGAACUUUAGCCUGUAUGGUGAGUUUGGAUAAUGUGUGGAAGCUUAGUAUUUCUGUUAAGCGUUGGUUUUGGCAUCUGGUAUUUUUGGAUAUAGGUUCACUAUUGCUGUAUUAUUUUGUUUCUUUUUCCUUUUUAAACCUUCUGUUUUAGACUAACUUCUUUCAGUUGGUUGUUAGUAGCGUGUACUGAUAGCAGGGAUGGCUCCCCAUUUCAGAAGAUCUCUUGAUUCAUCCUUUCACUGGUGGACAAGUUAAUAUUUGGCGUACAGGAAGAACUCAUCUAGGCACUUGUUAGUUCUGAAGAAUCAUUUGUAUUCUUUAGGUUAUAUUUGAACCUAUAUUUCUUUGGGGGUGGGGUGGGGGGUCUAUUUUUAGUUGUUUUUGCUUAACUAUACAUGAUUUUUCUUUCGUCUUUGUCCCCUCCUUUCCAUGAAUCAGGAUCUACUCGAAACUGGUUUGUUAGUAAAGAUGGUUGCCCGUCCCUAUUUUGUUUUGGUGGUCACAUCCUGGGCACGAUGUUCAUCAGUGUGAAGGUGGAUGCGUAAAUUAUUAUUUUUUUGGUAGUUGACCAAACAUUUCUGUUUACUUGCAAAAUAUCUCUCCUCUUUCUUUGUCCAUUGUUUUGUCUAGAAUUAGUGGGAGGUUGUCAAAUAGCUGGUUAACACUUGUUCGUGUUAAUUUGAUUUAUUAUCUCUCGGUUAGAUCUUCUGUGCAUGAUUUUCCCCAUGUUUAUGACAUGUCGGUUACCAUAGGUAUAGCUGAGUGGUUAGUGGAAGUCUGUAGAAGCAAAUUUUCUUUUCCAAUUACUGCAAUUUUCUUCAAUUUGCACUUUGUUAUUGUUUAUUUUGAGGGUGCCUAAUGUGAAUGGAAUUGUAUUUCUACCUGUUGUUAGGUAAGUUAGCUGCUGUCUGCUGUGCUGCUUAGUGAUGUUGGUGUCAGAUGAUAAGAGUUCUUUUCUCUUCAUGCCUGGAAAGUCUAUUGCAGACCAAGUACCUGAUAAGAACGCAGCAAAAUUCUUCUUAAGAAAAUUUAAGGAUUUGUAUCGGGACUCUUGGAAUGCACGAUAGUGCCAUUUGACCUCCAAAUUAAAACUUCAACUCAAUUGAACUAAAGAGAGGAUGAUGUUGUUUGAACUAAACAGAGAAUGAUGUCUAAAAUAAUAUGCCACCACAAGUAAAAAGUUGAUGUCACUAUAACUAAUCAA
Messenger RNA from Solanum tuberosum (potato), 5123 nucleotides. RefSeq names its product branchpoint-bridging protein-like. Gene Ontology annotation, biological process: regulation of mRNA splicing, via spliceosome. Gene Ontology annotation, cellular component: nucleus. Lineage: Eukaryota; Viridiplantae; Streptophyta; Magnoliopsida; Solanales; Solanaceae. The record is from RefSeq and is a predicted model, not a curated record. The coding region runs from base 1 to 2316 and encodes 771 amino acids. Gene Ontology annotation, molecular function: mRNA binding; zinc ion binding. The transcript has 2 exons.